Messenger RNA from Daphnia pulicaria, 2136 nucleotides. RefSeq names its product receptor-type guanylate cyclase Gyc76C-like. The transcript is spliced from 11 exons. The record is from RefSeq and is a predicted model, not a curated record. Bases 230 to 1984 code for a protein of 584 amino acids. NCBI's taxonomy places the organism in Eukaryota, Metazoa, Arthropoda, Branchiopoda, Diplostraca, Daphniidae. Gene Ontology annotation, biological process: protein phosphorylation; cGMP biosynthetic process; receptor guanylyl cyclase signaling pathway. Gene Ontology annotation, molecular function: peptide receptor activity; protein kinase activity; ATP binding.
UAAAAAAAUGUAAACAAAGAGUUUGAUCUCAUGAGGAAAACGUACUUUUGUUUUAAAAAAAAAAGAAGACAUGUCUAUUUAAAAUAUUACUUCAUUUUUCCAAGUUGAAAACAUUGAAAUUCAGCUUCUUUGACUUGUGUAUUCACAUAUGCUGAAGCAUGUCUGGCUUGGAUGAAAUCACCUUCCGACUAGACGAAACAGACCCUUAAACGAUCAGCAAAAAAGGGUUAUGAAUACCGACGGUGGUUUUCUAAUAUCUUCUUUACUAGGAAUCUGGUUGAUUGGCCCGAUUGGAAUUUGUUUUGUCAGCUUGUCUAUUUUAAUAAUGUGUUUUUGGAGAGUAGAGGCAAAUGUUGUUAAACCAGAAACUUUGAUUGUUGACACCAAAGACUGUGUCCGUCACCACCAGAAUAAAUUUUCUAGUCAAUCUGGCUUACAAAGAUUUGACUUUAAGUAUUCUUGUAAUAAAAGUAACCACUGUUCAAGAUUUUGGGUCAAACCAGUAUUGUUGUUUAAAAACAAACCACUGGAGCUGCCUCAGAGGCUUAGGAAGAAUUUGGGUUUGUUGCGAAACAUGCAUCAUACCAACAUUAAUCCCUUCAUUGGUGCAAUUUUCGAAGACAACAAAUUAUAUUUGAUAACUCCAUAUUGCAUACUAGGAAGCUUACAGGAUGUACUUUCAGAUGCAAGCAUUUCAUUUAGAAAGUCUGUGAUCAUUUCUAUGAUUCAAGACCUGAUUAGUGGCCUUGCAUACAUUCACCAUAGUCCCAUAUUGUGCCAUGGUCAUUUGAAGUCCUCCAAUUGUCUGGUGAAUUCUUACUUUCGACUCAAAGUCUCAGACUUUGGUAUUAAUCGGUUGCGAGAACUCAAUCCAAACAAGUCUCCAGCUGUAGUUGACAGGUUAUGGCUGGCCCCAGAACUGUUGCGAAAUGAACGUUAUUACCCAUCUUGUCAAGCAGAUAUCUAUGCUUUUGCCGUAAUUCUUCAUGAAAUCAUUCAUCGGCAGGGCCCUUUUAAUGUAAACGCAACGCCUUCGGUGGAUGUUGGUUUUAUAGUGAGCCAAAUCCGGCAGAGUUCUAGACCUAAUAUAUUCGGUCGCUCAGAAUAUUUUCGCCCUCAAAUCAAGGAUGAUUCGAAUAUAGAGUCUGGUUGUCCCUUUUACAUUCGAUGUUGUUUAGAAGACUGUUGGCAAGAAAAGCCUAAUAUGCGACCUAACAUUGAUGAAGUAUUUUGCCGACUUUCGCUCAUGAGAAAUGAAACGGACUCUCAAAUGGUUUUCCAAAACGAGGAUGAUGAACUCGUUGCUUUGCAAAAUGUCAAAGACAAAAAAUCAAGAUUGCUUUCCAGCAUAAUUCCCAGUCAUGCAGCCAAUCAGCUUGUAAAAGGUUUACGUGUUAAACCACAGUUUUUUGAAUCAGUGACUCUUCUAUUUACGAAUAUUUGUAACUUUCGUCGAAUUUCCGAGACCAGCUCGCCACAUGAGCAUGUACGCAUGCUCGAUGAUCUCUACAAUUUGUUUGAUUCUGUCGUCCAAGGAUAUCGCGUCUAUAAAGUAGAGACAGUAAAAGACACAUAUUUCGUGGCUUCAGGGCUUGUUCCCCAAGAAAAUCAUCAUACAGUUGAAGCUGCGUUGCUGGCCCUUCAUCUUCUUAAUUCUUUCCGAAGUUAUACAAUCCCUCAUUGUCCGUCACUUCCAGUUUACCUUCGUAUCGGGAUGCAUCUAGGUCCAGUGGCAGCAGGCGUGAUUGGACUGGAUAAACCUCGCUUUUGUCUGUUCGGAGAUACCGUGAACAUGACAUCGCGACUGAGUACAACGGGUGAACCUUCGCAAAUUCAAAUUAGCUCAGAGUGCCACAUAGCCCUAGUAAAAACGGGAGGCUUUAUUACGAAAGAGCGUGACAUGACUUACAUCAAAGGUAAAGGUCGGCUAAAAACCUACUGGCUUCUUGGUACCCAACCUAAACGCGAAGUUGAAAGGAUAUGACCAGUGUUUUCUCCGCGAUAAGCUGUAACACUGUCUGAAAUAUUUUAUUUUAUAAUGCUGUUCUAGUGAUUUAUAUAUUCCACAUUCCAUCGAAGAUUAUAACAUCCAGUGAUCAUAUCGUUGACGAUAUUAAGCUGGAUGUUUUGUAAAAA